Scheffersomyces coipomensis is the source of this 675-nucleotide messenger RNA. RefSeq lists its product as uncharacterized. The transcript has a single exon. NCBI's taxonomy places the organism in Eukaryota, Fungi, Ascomycota, Pichiomycetes, Serinales, Debaryomycetaceae. The record is from RefSeq and is a predicted model, not a curated record. Bases 1 to 675 code for a protein of 224 amino acids.
AUGUUAGAAUCAAACGAAGCAUCAAUUUACUACAACUCAAGUCUUCGAUUCGACAUUUCAACCCAGUUAAAAUCAUAUUUAGAAGAGAAAUUAAACAAAGAAUUAAGUGAUGUUGAAUUAAGUGAAUUAAUUUCAAAUCUUGUAUUAGCUGUGUUUUCUGAAAACAAAAAGAACAGAUUAAAUUUUCCUUCUAAUAUGGUGAACGGUUUCUGGAUGUGGAAAAUAAAGCUGCUUAUAAGAAAUUUCUCCCCAUUUGAUGACGAACAGGUGGUUGAUGAAUGUAAUUUAACAAUUGAAGACAAUGGUAUCUAUAGUGUGUGGAAUUAUAAACACAAACCAAUCAAUCACUUGAAUCAAAUCGAAAUCACUAGAAAAUGUAUAAGUGAAUUGGCUUAUUUCAUUGAAAGGUUCAUAAAUGAUGACUAUACAAAUCAAAUUAUAUUUAUUAAUCAUUUACAGGAACAAUGGGUUAAAUCAUCUAAACAGGAAAAAAAGCAAAUAAAAUCGAAGCUCGUUGAAGACUUCAUUGAUUUUAUUAUUAUGCUUGAAAAAAUGCCAAACACUGGAUUAAGAGAUAUAAUUAACAAUGCACAACAUAAUAGAAUCUCCGUAAUGGAGAUGAUUACUAUCUUGCAAACGAUAAUAUAUUUGAUAGACUAUCAAAUUAAAAUCUAA